Onychostoma macrolepis is the source of this 1134-nucleotide messenger RNA. RefSeq names its product cilia and flagella associated protein 300 (gene cfap300). The record is from RefSeq and is a predicted model, not a curated record. Lineage: Eukaryota; Metazoa; Chordata; Actinopteri; Cypriniformes; Cyprinidae. The coding region runs from base 79 to 876 and encodes 265 amino acids. The transcript is spliced from 7 exons.
CCCUCAGGCGCCAUUUUGCACCUAGAACGCGACUCUUUUUAGUUGUCAUGGUAACGUAACCAGUGGACAACAGGCAGCAUGGCGGAGGAGAAACUUUCAUUUGAACAAACGUUCACCUUUAAUUUGCUUUCUACUAAACAAUUUACGUUUCAGCAAGAUCCUAAGAUAUCAAGACUUUUGAUGAAAUGGUCCAUGUUGGGUCGAAUUACCAUCCAGGCCUUCAACUUUGACCAAUCUUUCCAGUCUUAUAGAAGCAAUGACUUUGCCUGGAAUUUCUUUCAAGAUCCAUGUGUGAAGAACAAUUUAAAGGUACUUGAUACCUCUGGAUCAUGGACACCGCUGGGUAGAGACAUCACACAUGUAAAUGUUGAAGUUGUUCCUUGUACAAAAGUGUCACUGGAUAUAUUUGAUCCAAUUUACUCAAGUGGAAUUUUGCGUCCAUCUGGCCACAUCGUCAAAUGUUACCAUGAAAUAUACCCAGACUUUGAUGAGUUAAGGAGGCUUUUGCUUGAAGAAGAUUCUGACCACUAUCAUAUAAUCAGUCCAAGUGAUCGUCAGGAGUUUUUGUUCAGAUUGUUCAAGCAUAUGGUCUUAGGUGGUGAACUUUGCCAAUAUGAAGAUGUCAUCGAUCCCUACAUUGAGACAGCAAAAAUGAUGUACAAAGAAUUAGUCAGCGUUCGGAAGGAUCCAGAUACAAAAGAGAUCGGUGUGGUCACAACAAUCUUGAAAGUUUCUGCUCAUGAUCAGAGUGGAUUGUGCUACCCAUAUGCAACAGAAAAUGAGCAAACAUUUGCUUACCUCUGUAUCGAUCCAUUCAAACGGCAUGUGUAUGUCCUAUACCAUUUAUUUGAUAUAGGUGAUUUUAGCUAUACAUAAGACACUGAGACAUUAUAAUUAGGAAAUACAUCUGUAUUUAUAUCUGUAACCCUUAAUUUAUCAGUUAAUCAAUGAUCAAUACUCUCUAUAUUGUUCGAAUAAGAAUAUAAUGCAGUAUUUUUGUAAAGAUGUUUUAAAUGCAGUUUCAUGCUUGAAACAUGGAAAGUGUUGAAAUUGAAAUUUCAAGUGUUCAAGACAUUUUUUAUAUGAUAUAUUAAAAAAAAAAUCUUAAUAUGUCUCUUCCAUGCCAAUAAACCA